UAUGCUUUUCCCCAUUCAGAAAACACUGACAAGCAAACAUAAAUGGCUGGUGGAGGAAUAGCAGAUGGAGGGCCAAGGAAAAGGGCUCAUCUUUAUACGCACAAGUUCACUCCCUAUUGCGCUGUCAAUUGCUUCUUUGGAUCUCUUGGUGGCUUUCUUUUCGGUUAUAAUCUCCGUGUUUCAGAUGGGGUGACUUCAAGGGAUGAUUUCCUCCAGGAAUUCUUCCCAACAGUGUUGGAGAGGAAGAACAUGCAUCUGAAGGAGACUGAUUAUUGUAAAUUUCAUGAUCAAGUUCUGACACUGUUUACAUCAUCACUUUAUUUCUCAGCACUUUUCACAACAUUCUUUGCAUCCUACUUAACAAGAAAGAAGGGCAGAAAGGCCAGUAUCAUAGUGGCAGCACAUGGCUUCUUGGUUGGAGCUAUCCUCAGUACAUGUGCAAAGAGCAUUGCAACGCUGAUCAUUGCUAGGAUCCUUCUUGGUGUAGGCAUUGGAUUUGGCAACCAAGCUAUUCCUUUGUACCUAUCUGAAAUGGCUCCAGCUAAAACCCGUGGAGCUGUGAACCAACUGUUUCAGUUGACAACCUGUGCUGGAAUUCUAAUAGCAAGCCUCAUGAAUUAUUCCACUGAAACAAUCUACCCCGGUGGAUGGAGAAUAUCAAUGGGUUUUGCAGCUUUUCCAGCAAUGAUUAUGCUUAAGGGAGGUAUUCUUUGUGCUGAGACGCCUAACAGCCUUGUGGAACAAGGAUGGUUAGAGGAAGCAAGGAGGGUAUUGGAGAACGUUAGAGGAACCAAGAAUGUUGAUGCUGAAUUUGAAGAUCUUAAGGAUGCAAGUGAACAAGCAAGAGCCAUCACUAGUCCAUUUAGGACACUCCUUCAGAGGAAGUACACGCCUCAACUAGUAAUAGGUGCCUUGGGAAUUCCAGCAUUCCAGCAACUAACUGGGAACAAUUCCAUCCUCUUCCUUGCCCCUGUCAUUUUCCAGAGUCUUGGAUUUGGUAACAAUGCAGCUCUCUUUUUAUCUUUCAUUACCAUUGGAGCUCUACUUGUUGCCACUGUGAUCUCCAUGUUUUUAGUUGACAAGUUUGGUAGAAGAAAAUUCUUUAUGGAAGCUGGUUUUGAAAUGAUAUGCUGCAUGAUUUGUAUUGCUGUGGUUUUGGCUCUGGAGUUUGGACAUGGUAAAGAGCUCUCUAAAGGAGUCAGUACCUUCCUUGUUGUGGUGAUUUUCUUGUUUGUGUUGGCAUAUGGAAGAUCUUGGGGUCCCCUAGGGUGGUUGGUUCCAAGUGAGCUGUUUCCAUUGGAGAUAAGGUCAGCUGGACAGAGUAUUGUGGUCUGUGUCAACAUGAUCUUCACUGCUCUUGUUGCACAAUUGUUUCUCGUGUCACUCUGUCACCUCAAAUAUGGGAUCUUUUUGCUGUUUGGUGGCUUAAUUGUGGUCAUGAGUUGCUUUAUCUUCUUCCUUUUGCCGGAAACAAAACAAGUUCCGAUCGAGGAGAUUUAUCUUCUUUUUGAAGACCACUGGUUCUGGAAGAAAAUUGUGAGGACAGACCAAGAUCUUAAGCAUCAAAUGGGAAGCCAACAAACAGACCAAGAUCUUGAGCAUCAAAUGGAAUGCCAACAACUUUUUAACAUUCCCAACAAGAUAGAUUGAACAUUUUUAGUUUCUCCUUUUGUUUUUGGUCAAUUGUGUAUGUUUUCUUUAUAGGCAUUUCUUUUAAAUAUGGUCGGUUUAAUGAUUAUUGACUCUAUUUUCCUCAACAACGAGAACCUGUUAAUACUAAAAAGACCAUUUAAGCUAUGUUUAAAUUGAUAGAAAAAGGAACAAUGGAAUAAAAUACU
Molecule: messenger RNA, 1838 nt
Organism: Lotus japonicus
Lineage: Eukaryota; Viridiplantae; Streptophyta; Magnoliopsida; Fabales; Fabaceae
Product: sugar transport protein 14-like
Exons: 4
Coding region: 43-1650 (535 amino acids)
Biological process (GO): monosaccharide transmembrane transport
Cellular component (GO): membrane
Molecular function (GO): monosaccharide transmembrane transporter activity
Source: RefSeq, a predicted model, not a curated record